Messenger RNA from Linum trigynum, 3492 nucleotides. The record is from the annotation of a GenBank genome assembly. Lineage: Eukaryota; Viridiplantae; Streptophyta; Magnoliopsida; Malpighiales; Linaceae.
GAACUGAAGCUGGGUAAUAGUAACUCUAGAGACCCGUGGAUUCGAUAUUUAUUACUUGUGCCACUUUACUGCAUUCCCGGUCUGCGAUUACACUUGGUCGCAGAUUGGUUUUGUGUUUUGGAGUGUCAAGUUUUUGGCGCCGUUGCCGGGGACUUUCUAGAUUAUUAGGAAAGGCGGAAGUUUGUUACUUUAGCGUUUUUCUUUUUGUUUUCCGCCCUUGCUUUUCACUUGGGUGUUUUUUGUUUUUGUUGGUGCAGAUCUGAAUCAUGGACCCUCAUGGCUUCUCCAACCAUUGGGGGUAUUGACUCGACUCUACUGUCACCCUAGGAAUUGGCCAAGUGAAACCACUUCCUAAAGCGUAGUAUAGCGGGUUAGGUUUAUAUGUCAACCCGGGUCCUAGAUCUGAUGACUACUCAGUGAAUUGUUGUUAUCUAGCAAUGAAAUUGGAAUGCAAUUCUAACUAACAAACUAACAAAACAGGUAAACGGUUGUAUUCAGGUUAAAGAGGUCACCCGGAUAUGGUUCCCCCUAGACUGCAGUUAAGCCGGAUUGUAAUUUCCAAGUUCAGUUUCUAUGAUAGUUAUACUGCGGAAGGUUCUUAAACAGCCUGAAGUCUCGACUAAAGGUCUUCAGACCCUCCCAAUCUGACUCUCUAGCGGGCGACUAACCUCCACCGGAGUAGACAGAUUGAGGCCCUAAGAACAAAACCUCCACUACCGGAGUAAAUCCGGUACAGAAUAGUGAGUUGGUUCCUCGACUAAAGUCACCAACUCCCUACCUUCAAUCAAGGAUACUCUAUUAACCUAGGCAGAUAUUCUCAUUCUAGGUCAAAGCAGAAACAACAGGAAUUUGAUCAGGAUUCAAGUCAUUCAAUCAUUAAAACCUCAAUCGAAUAUAAUCAAUCAUAGAAUCAGUACUUGGGUUCAUACAAUCAAAGCCUAACAUACAAAUCUAGGGUUCUCCAUACCCAGAUGAAUGGGAGAACUACUCCAUGGAGAAGAAAGCAAAAGCAGAAUCAGACACGAAAUUCAUACUGCGAAGGAUGGAUUCCUGCUUCUGGACAUUGAUUGGCACUUCUCCAAGCUCAAGCUGGCCUCCAAUGGUGUUGAAGAUCAAUCUAGGGCACUAGGGAACUCUUGCUCGUCACUUUCUCUCUCUAGGAAUCGUUCUAUCUCUCAAAAACUCGAAUCCCUUUGACUUGUGGCUGAAAAUCUGCUUAAAAGCAUCAGUGGCCAAAGCACGGUCGAGGACACGGCCGUGCUUUGGCUGAGUCCGCCCGUGUCUCGGCCAAGGCUUAAUUACACGGCCAGCAAUUGGUAAGAAACACGGCCGUGCUUCGCGUUGGAUACGGCCGUGUAAUGCUUGAACACGGCCAUGCUUUGUCUCGGCCUUGCCCGUGUAAUCAGCUCAGCUCUCGGCAUAAAAAGCACGGCCAUAGGAACACGGCCGUGUAAUGCCUUAGGUGUGCCCGUGUUUUGGCCCCAGCUUGACGAAAUGACCUCCGAAUGCCCCGAAACUCGUGGUUAGCCUUCCCUUUGACGCCUGGGACCUGAAAUAUGACAAAAUAGCACAACCCGGCGUAAAAUAGGCCAAAACACACGAAUAUACCCCUCAAACGGAUAAGAACUAGGGGCGCAAACAUGUGCAAUUACAUCGUUAUCAGGUAUCCACCACCAUCCGAGUGGUAUUACCCCGAGACUCCCUGGAGUAACCAAGGAGGAGAAGACUAUGGAGUCGGGUUUCAGUACCAACCCCCCUACUACGAAGAACAAUCAGACCCCUGGGUAUUUCAAGAACAAUCUCCUUAUCAAGAAGAAUUCCUCCCACAACAAGAAGGACCAUCAGAUCUUGGGUUUGCCACAGCCUUCAUGGGCCACUCUGCAGAGCCAUGCUACACUUCACUGGAAGAUCCGAACAAACAAUUAAGGCUUCUCGUGGAGCAGCUUGCUCGAGACACUAAGAGAUCAUGCUCCAAGAUGGAUCUUCAAAUCAAAGCCCUUUCCCCUUCCGAUCCCUCAUUUCUCCAUGAAAUGGAGGAGACUGUUCAGCGCUCAGCGAAGCAAACAGAGUGGGUGGGGCAAGUUUGCUCACAUCUUGCUCAAGAUCACCUUUCUGCUACCACGCUAGAAGAGGUGAAGGAUGACAAAGGCUACGGGGAUGUUGAGGAGCAUACAGAAGUUAUCACAGAGAACUCUCAUGAUAAUCAUGAUCAGGAAAGUACUCUGGUUGCAGAUCACACAUUUCCUUAUUUCUGCUCUAACAUGCUGGGCCCGAGCGUGGAGAUGCAAGAUGAUCUCAUUGAAGAAAUUACAUGGCGACUUGCUCUCCAAUCUGUGCUAGAAGAAGAAGAGCAAGAAAGGGUGCAGAAACAAGUUGUGGAGGAUGACGAAAGUGAAGCAGGAGGAGUUCUUGAUCAUUUCCCAGGGGUGAUACCACAUGAAGAAGAAAGGGGGGUUGAAGAAGCGAGUGGUGUCCAGGCUGAGGAUGAAGUUAAGGUGGAAGAGGCUUGCACCGGCCCUAUAAUACAAGUAAUAUACCCACCAAACUUCAAGGAACUACUUAGCAAGGACCCAUUUGCAGUGUCUCUUUGCCAGACCAAGGCCACAUCGACAUCGGUCCCUCUUGGUGGACGCGAUGGUGGUCAAUCGAUGUUGUCAUAUAUGGUUUGGGGCAAUGAGACGAGAGAAGAGAAGAAGAGGUCUCGAGGAUGGAGACUUCAUCUGCAUCAAGUGCACGAGCUUCCAUCACCAGUCAUACCACAUGCUCGUGACUUGCGACUCCACCUCAUUGACGAGAACCUCAACUUCAAGGAGGUUCUAGCAUGGACUGAAACUUAGGAGCCAUCAUCUAGCUCACGACGUGAAAGAAGCGCUUGUUGGGAGGCAACCCAACCAGUCGGUUUGCAUUUCUUUCUCUAUUUCUCCUCGGUUGAGUCAGUUUUGUUAUUUGAUUUUAGAGUCAAUAACUCAACCUUUGUGAGAUUUUGUGUGGUGUUUGCGUUCUGAUUACUCUCUCUUCCUGGAAUGCACCGCCUGACCCGUCCAUCAUCAUUCACCCUUGAUCUGGUAACUUCGUUCUACCCUCCUUAUCUUUCCUCCAUUGAGGAAAAUGUCGAACUUAAGUGUGGGGGGAUAUUCGAUUAUGUAUGCGGGUGAAUGUUUGGCUGUUUGUGUGCUUGGAGCCUAGUCCAUUGUCCAAAUUUUUAAAUUUGAGGGCUCCAAGUACGUAUUUCCUUGCAAAUUGCCUGCUUAGUAUGCUUUGAAUUGACAGUCUCUAUAGUAAUGUGCAACCUAGGGAGGUAGUGUAGCACUAUGGAGGAUGUUGAAGUAUAAGAUUUUUCCUAUCUAGCUCUUUGUUGUGCCAGUUGUUUUGGUGAAUUAGUGGAGCUAGGACCGUUGAAUUCAUGUGGUAAUGGUGACUCUAUGUGGAUUGUGUUUUGGACUCGUGUAUCGAACAGGGUGCUCAUGUGGAAAAUGAAAAAUGCAGUUGGUC